AUGGAGAGCUGGAUAGUUCUAUACUGCUAUUGUGCCGCCGCUAUCUUAAAUAUUGGGCGAAUAACUACAACUCAAUGUCCGGAUGCUGAUCCCGAAUUGCGGCUUUGGUCAGAUAGUGAAACAUGGACAUUAAAUGGACUUCCGGAACCUUUUCAAAAUGCCACAGUGACAAUAAAAAGUGGAAUGAAGGUCAAACUAGAUGCUGACGUUGAUGUGAAUAGUAUUGUCAUAGAAACGAAUGGUCGUCUGGUGUGGGACUCUUCACGUGAUAGUAUAGUACGAACACACUUUAUUUACAUACGGGGAACAAUGGAAAUAGGAUCGGAGAACUGUAAAUUCAAGAAGAAAGCUAAAAUAAUACUAAAAGGUAUUCGUGGAGAAAACCCCGGUAUUCCACAGUGUGGUGAGAAGUUUAUUUGUGUAGACCAAGGUGGCACACUUGAAUUACAUGGCAGGGACAAAUUAUCAUGGACAAAGUUGACCAAAACUGUCACUAAACUAAGUGUAGGUCAAGGACUAUAUUUCAAACAUCAGGAAUCUGAGAAUAUGAAGCAUGACUGGAGAGAAGGACUUAGAGUUUAUGAAAUGGAUCCUUCAUCGCCUAAGGUGUAUAAAGAAGAUGUGUUUUAUCUUUCUGGACAAAUGGGCUGGUGGACAGACAAAGGAUUAAAGGAAAUUGGUCCUUUUAUAAACAGUAAACCUGAUUCAGCGAAAGAGAGAUUGGACAACUCGGCAAAAGAAGUACGAAUAGCUUCCGUUUCCAUGGAUUUUCAAGCUGCAAAUCAACGAAUUGAGGUGUUGAGUAGAGUUGGCUCCCCUGGUGACACACAUGUAGACUUUAUAAUAUAUGAGUAUGACAGGACUUAUCCAAUCAUUGACGUGGUAGACAACGUUCAUAGCUGGGAACCAGGCGACAGGGUGCUGUUAACUUCUACAGAUUUUGAUAUGGACCAGGCUGAAGAAGGAAUCGUCCAGUUUUGUCAGAACUGUAACCAGAAACAAAUAGGAAUUAGCCUUGCUCCCCGAUACACACAUUGGUCAAAAAUGGAAAACAACAUUGACAUGCGCGGUGAAGUAGCUUUGUUGACCCGUAAUAUCAAGAUCCUAGGGGAAAUGGAGAUGAAUUGUCAUACAGCCAAUAAAAACUGUAAGGAUUAUGCUUAUGACACGUUUGGCGGUCAAAUCCAGAUUUUAAGGAACUUUAAGAACGUACACAUAGAAGGCGUAGAGCUAGAAAACGUAGGACAAGCCACUGAGAUAGGAAACUAUCCUCUACAUUUCCACAUGUGUUAUGACACUGAUGACGGGAAUUAUCCUAAUCCACCAUACCUCAGGAGAAACUCUAUCUACAGAGCGUUUGCAAGAUGUAUAGCAAUCCACGGUUCACAUGGCAUAACGAUCGAAGACAACGUCUGUUAUGAUACACUGGGUCAUUCCAUUUUCUUGGAAGAUGGAGGAGAAAAAAGGACAGUAAUUGAUGGCAACUUGGUAGCAUCCACACGUAAAGGAAAACUUAUAGCAUCAGACAGCACACCGGCCUCGUUCUGGAUUACAAAUCCUCUGACAGUUAUACGAAACAAUGUAGCCGCUGGUUCAGUGGAAGAUGGUUUCUGGAUUAUAUUCCCCGAUGAACCCACAGGGAGUUCUGAAAGUUUAGGAUUUAUGAAGAAAUAUGAAGCCAAACACACAAAGAUGACUGAAAUAUCUAAUAAUGUAGCUCAUUCAAAUUUAGUGACAGGAUUUUUUAUGGAUGGUACAAUACAACACAAUGAUCUUAAAGUCUAUGGCGUUAAUGGAUAUUAUCCCAGAACGAUUCCAACUGAUCCAAACAAUAAAUAUGCAGAAGAUGAUCCAGUAUAUAUAAACAAAAUGACAUGUUGGAAAAAUAGAAUACAGAACAGUUGGAUCAGGGGAGGAUUUAUAGUUUUGAAACAUUACUCCUCAGCAGAUAGUGGUCGCGGACUGAUAUUUGCAAGAUCAUCGAAACAAGAGCAAUUUAUAGAAUACAGCGUUAUUGUUGGCGAAACGGAUAACAUUGGAGAACCAACCAAAACCUGGAACAAUACAUUAAGUCGACCAUUGGCUUACCCUCGGUCUCUAGCUGUACCAUGGGAUAACCAAUUCCCAAUCAUUGGUUUAAUUUUUUACGACGGACCUGUGUAUGCUGAUAAGAUAUGGUUUAAUGAUUUUAAAUCAACGGAGAACUACACUUCUGCAGCCAUUGGAUUUCGUCGGAGAAAUCAAUUUUCUAGUUCAGCUGGUAGCUCUAUGACAGAUAUUCUGUUUGGAUUUGAUGAUCCAUUAGAUGGAAACCGUGUGUAUGACGGAAAUACAACAAUCCAUGGAUUUGGUAAUCUGGACGGGGACAAGGGAGCUACGUUUCGGGAUGAGGAUGGAUCAGUAACGUCAUACACAUCUAGCAAACAGAUUGUAAAACCUGGACGAUUCUAUACGACUUCCGACUGUACAUACAGAAGUAACUGGAAUAUGGCAGUUUGUCCACAUAUAUAUGGAAAGUUAGAUGUGGAUAUAGACCGCAACUCUCCUGACCGAGGUCAAACCGAGGCUAUUAUGCUUCGAGACGAUGAACCAGACUUUCCUGUAACUUUAUCCGAUGAUUACACAGCAGAUUUCCUGACAAUUCUUGGUGGUAGCCAUAGCUACACACUUCACUGGACUAAACAGAUACCAAGAUUCUUCAUUAUCAGAGGCUACGGUAUCGAAAAACAUAACCACGUUCGGUUGGGUAUUUGUUUGCCAAUUGAUGCAACAUUCAAUCUGUACACAUGGUCGCCAUUGUGGAGACCAGAAACAAAAUUAUGGACACAGGUGUUAUCACUUAAGGAAUUAGACAACGACACACUUGGAGAUAGAUACUUCUGGGAUAAGUCAAUCGGGAUGCUAUUUGUAAAAUUCGUCAGUUAUAGAACACGAAGUCGUAGUUGUACAACUGAUUGUGAAGGAGAAUGUCCGGUUCUGCAGGUGACCAUACUAUCAGGAGAUAGAGCAGACGGUAAUUGUCGACACAGAACUUACGUUUACCCUGGUACUUACAGAAAACCAAGCAGUGGUAAAAUGAAAACUGAUGAAAGGGAAAUGACCGCCACUUCAAAUGCUCCUCCUGUGGACUGGGGAGCUGGCUCACAACUUCCAUUUUCGUCACGACAAAUAACAGAUGGCGGGUUCUCUGAUUGGUCGGAUUAUAUGGAGUGUUCUGUCACAUGUGGAGGAGGCACCAAAUCGAGGUACAGGUACUGCAAUAACCCGUCCCCGACGAACGGUGGUGCUGACUGUGCUGGGCGUUCUGUUUUGACUCUUACUUGUAAUGAUAAACCAUGUCCCAUUGAUGGUGGAUUUGCAGAUUGGACUUCAUGGAGCACAUGUCUUGUAACUUCCGGUUGUCAAGGUUCUUCAGGGAUGUGGGUUUCUGCGUAUUUUGCGGUUUUAGUUUAUGUCUUUGUAGCAGCUGCAACAGCAACGGUGACCAGUUGUCCAGAUGAUGAUGUCACUUUGAAACCAUGGUCUGUCAGCACAACAUGGACAAACCAGGGACUUCAGGUCCCUUCGACAAAUUCGGAUGUUACCAUACAAGAUGGAAUGAAUGUCAAACUAGAUGUUGACCUUGAUGUAAACAGUAUCACUAUAGAAACAAAUGGACGACUGGUGUGGGAUUCUGGAAAAAAUACAGUUAUUAGGACACGGUACAUCCUCAUUCAAGGAACAGUGGAGAUUGGAUCCGAAGAUUGUAAAUUCAAUGCAAAGACUGAAAUUAUUCUCAAAGGAAUUAGAAACGAGAUCCCUGAUGUCGGUCACUGUGGUCAGAAAUUUAUUUGUGUCGCCCAAGGUGGAACAUUAGAGCUUCAUGGAAAGGACAAAUUAUCAUGGACGAAACUUGAUAAAACAGUUAAUCCUCUUAAAGUUGGGGACGGAAUUUUUUAUCAGCAUCAGAAAACUUCAUUAACAGAUCAAGACUGGUUUAGUGGUUUACGCGUGUAUGAGUUUGAUGCUUCAUCAAAACAAGUCAUUAAGACGAAAGUGUUUUAUUUGUCUGGUCAGAACGAGUACUUUACCAACAAGGGACUGGCAGAAAUUGGUCCCUUUAUUGACAGUAUAUCUGCAGGAAGUGUUGUUGGUAUCGCCCUGUUGAGAACAUUGGUUGGCACAGCUGACUUGUCUGACGUUUAUGACACUAUUGAGUCUCUGGGAGCUUCUAGAAUACGAGAUGUAGACAACGACGAUGCAUAUACCUUCAUAGUUAUUAAAGGUGAUACCAGUUCUGCUGUUGAAGAUCUGAACAAUUCUGCAGAAGAUGUACGUGUAGCUACCGUUUCCAUGGAUUUUAUCGCUGCAAACCAGAAAAUAGUGUCAAUCAGUCAAGUCAAGACCGGUUCAUGGGGUUCAACAUAUGUCGACUUUCUGGUUUACGACCAUGACCGAGCUUAUCCUACAAUAGAUCUAUUUGAUAAUGCACAAACAUUGGAACCAGAUGACAAGAUCCUUUUUACCUCGACGGAUUUCGACAUGGAGCAAGCAGAAGUUGGUUCUGUUGUAACUUGUAAUACUUGUAGCCAAAAGCAGGUCCGUGCUGACUUUGUUCCGAAAUUUGUUCAUUGGUCAAAACUUGAAAAUAAUGUUGACAUGCGUGGUGAGGUCGCAUUGUUAACUCGGAACAUAAAAGUAAGAGGUGAAACCCAAUUAAGUUGUCCCGCAUCUAAUGGAAACUGUGCUGACUUUUCAUAUGAUACGUUUGGCGGUCACGUUAAGGUUUUGCGAUAUUUUAAGAAUGUCCAUGUAGAAGGAGUUGAGUUAGAAAACAUGGGACAAGCUACCAGUCUAGGAAACUAUCCUCUUCAUUUCCACAUGUGUCAUGACACUGAUGACGAGAACUAUCCAAAUCCACCAUACCUUAGGAAAAACUCCAUUCACCAUUCCUUUGCAAGAUGUAUUACAGUACACGGGUCACAUGGUGUAACGGUUCAAGAUAAUGUUUGCUAUGACCAUCUUUGCCAUGGAAUUUUCUUAGAAGAUGGUGGGGAAAAAAGAACAGUUAUAGACGGGAAUCUCGUUGCUGUAACACGGAAAUGUAAACUUAUCCAUUCCGAUGGAAACCCAGCCUCGUAUUGGAUAACAAAUCCCAAAACAAUCAUCCGUAAUAAUGUGGCUGCUGGAUCAGAGGGAAUGGGUUUUUGGAUAAUUUUUCCUGACAUACCAACUGGUCCCUCGGAAAGUCUUGGAUUUAUGGCGUUUGACGAGGCUAGACACACAAAGAUUACCGAAAUGAGUAACAAUGCUGCCCAUUCUAAUGAUCAUGGCUUAUUUAUCGAUAAUCGAAUCAAGAAAAUUGGCAAUGAACUGAAAGUAGAGGGAACGAAUGGAUAUUAUCCCAGGACCAUGCCACUCGAUCCAAAAAAUCCUUUAGCCGAGGAUGACCCAGUAUACAUUGACUAUCAAACCUGUUGGAAAAACCGAGAAAACACUUGGAUAAGAGGAGGGCUGAUCUUUGUCCGAUGGUAUUCAUCGGCGGACAGUGGAAAAGGUCUGACAUUUGCAAGAUCGUCCGAUCAGGAGCAGUUUAUUGAGAAAAGUGUGUUUAUGGGAGAAACCGAUAAUAUAGGUGAACCAACGGAAGUGUGGAGUAGUACAUUAAACCGAUUGUUGGGAUAUCCUAGAUCUCUGGUCAUACCCUGGGAUGAUAAGUAUCCUAUCCAAGGGUUUAUAUUCUAUGACGGACCAGUAUAUGCUGAGAGCAUCUGGUUUGAUAAGUUCACUCCUACGACGAACUACACCAGCGGAGCUUUGUCAUUCUUAAGAAACAAUCGGUUUUCAAGUUCCUCCGUUAGUCAUGUUAUGGAUAUAAAGUAUGGAUUUGUUGAUCCAACAGGCGGAAAUCGUGUUUAUGAUGGCGAUGAAACUGUGCAUGGAUUUAACAAGUUGGACGGCGAUAAAAGUGCAACAUGUAGAGAUCAAGAUGGUUCUGUUACAAACUUAACACCAAAUCAACAAAUUGUAAAGCCAGGGCGUUUUUACACAACAGCAUCGUGUCAAUAUCGUAGUACCUGGAAAAUGGCCAUGUGCCCGCACAAAUACGCAAAGCUGGAUGUUAACAUAGACAAUGGUUCGCUUGACCGUGGACAAACUAACGCCAUCAUGGUCAGAGACGACGAGCCUAAUUCCCCUGAAACACUUGCUGAUGACCAAACAGCUCAGUUUAUGGCGAUACUUGGUGGUACAUACAGUUACACACUGCACUGGAGUAAUAACAUUCCCAACAUAUUCUGGAUUUAUACUGACGGGGUUGAAUUGAAUCAGUUUGUCCGAGUCGGUAUGUGUAUGCCGCCUGAUGCCACUUUCAAUCUCUAUUCCUGGUCUCCACUCUGGCGACCGAAGACAAGUGAUUGGACAGAAGUGUCCUCAAUAACCGAUCUUGACGCAGAUACCGUUGGAGAUAGAUAUUUCUGGGAUAGCUCGAAUAGAAUGUUAUUCGUAAAGUUUAUAAGCUAUAAUCAACGAACAACUACCUCGAAGAACUGUGAGGGUUCUUGUCCAAUGCUGAAAGUUGUGAUACUGUCUGGUGAUAGGUCAAACGGUGAAUGUCGUGAUUCUGCUUACACAAGUCCUGGAACUUACAAAAAACCAAGCAGCGGCCAAAUGAGUACAGAUUCUCGGACGUUGGCUGCAACCGCUCAGGGACCACCUCAGAAUUGGGGAGCAGGUUCACAACUUCCAUUUACUUCAAGACAAGUUAUAAAUGGCGGAUGGUCCAGUUGGUCUUCAUUUAAUGAAUGUUCCGUCACCUGUGGUGGAGGAACUAAAACUCAAUACAAAACUUGUAAUAACCCGUCUCCAGCAAAUGGGGGAGCUGACUGUGCUGGAAAUAAUGUUAACACAGUGACCUGUAACGACGACCCAUGUGCUGUCGAUGGAGGCUUUGGUGAAUGGGGAUCAUGGUCAUCUUGCAUGAUACCUUCCAGUUGCCAGGGAUACAGAGAAAGUGAAAGGUUCUGCAAUAAUCCGACUCCUCAUCAUGGCGGGCUCCAUUGUACCGGACCAGUAAAGAAACAAGAAGCAUGCAAUACAUGUCCAUGAAUAUAAAAGUUUGACUGUUUCUGUCGAUGCUUAUAUUAAAAUCACAAAAGACUGAGUAAAUUAAUAUAAGAAAUUAUAUCAAUUUUCUAUCUAGAAGCAUUUCGAACGUAUAAAUUAUUCAACUAUUAAAUGUACUACUUCAUAUUGUUAUUUGAACUGCCAACAAUGAAUAUAAUAAAUAAAUUUAUUUCACAUAGCUAUUAAAAAAUGUGUCAAGCAGGUUAAUGUUUGUAUUUUUUAAAUUAACUCAUCAUAGAUACCAGGACUAAAUUUUAUAUACACGCCAGAAGCGCGUUUCGUCUACAAAAGACUCAUCAGUGACGCUCGAAUCCAAAAACGUUAAAAAUGCCAAAUAAAGUACGAAGUAAAAGAGCAUUGAGGACCAAAAUUCUUAAAAUGCAUAUAUUGUUCCUUUAUGCUAAAGUUUUAUUAGUUCUAAAGAAAUAAUUCCUUUGGGCUUAAAUAUUUUUGCCCUUUAUGCCGAUAUAUUACCCUUCGAUAUCGCUUGUUGUAAACUAUUUAGCAUAAAAGGGCAAUUCCAUGGUAUUUGUCUUUACAUGUUUAUCGGAUAUUAAGUAAUUUUCUGUCAAUGACAGGUUCAUGCAAUUGAACGUGGACAUAUAGCUGAAUAUUAAAAAAGGAAUAAGGAAAUAUAUUUGAAAAAAACCUAGGUGUAGGGUAAAAACGCCAAUGGAUUUUUUUUUCAUAUAAAUUUAUCAAAUUUUGUCUCGCCAGGCUAUAUGUUUUUGACAGGUGACAUACUCUUCAGUUUUUUUGUACUCGGUCUGGUGAAAGCAACUGAAAGUUAAAUCAAAUUUGUUAUUGGUGCAAUUUGGGGAAACAUUUAAAUAAUUAAUAAGUUAUUUUAUUUCCAAUUAAAAGAGGUUCGAAAGAUACCAGAGGAACUGUCAAAUUUAUAAACCUCAUCGAAAAUAAAUUGACAAAAUGACAAACACAAAUAAUAGUACACAAGAAACAAAUAGAAAACUUAAGAAUGAACAGUCUUUAGCAAAUAUUUUGAUUUGAGCGUCACUGAUGAGUCUUUUGUAGACGAAACGCGCGUCUGGCGUACUAAAUUAUAAUCCUGGUACCUUUGAUAACUAUUUACAACACUGGGUCGAUGCCAUUGCUGGUGGACGUUUCGUCCUCGAGGGUAUCACCAGCCCAGUAGUUAAUACAUUUUAAUAUAUAGAUAGUUCAUACCUACUAAUAAAUGUGACAUGGAA
Messenger RNA from Mytilus trossulus (common blue mussel), 8312 nucleotides. RefSeq lists its product as uncharacterized. The record is from RefSeq and is a predicted model, not a curated record. NCBI's taxonomy places the organism in Eukaryota, Metazoa, Mollusca, Bivalvia, Mytilida, Mytilidae. The transcript is spliced from 51 exons. The coding region runs from base 1 to 7086 and encodes 2361 amino acids.